CCAUUUCACACCACUGCCACUCUGCUCGUGAAACCCUAGCCGCGGCGGACAAGUGAAGAAGACCCGACCUUUCUCCGAUCUCAAUCGAAACUAAAUCUCCGGCAACCAUGGCGGAUGUGGACCCAGAGGUGGCGGCGGGGCAGCAGCCGAAGAAGAGGACGUUCAAGAAGUUCAGCUUCAGGGGUGUCGAUCUCGAUGCUCUUCUGGAUAUGUCCACCGAUGACCUUGUUAAGCUCUUGAACGCUCGUGCACGAAGAAGGUUUCAGAGGGGUUUGAAGAGGAAGCCGAUGGCUCUGAUCAAGAAACUCCGCAAGGCUAAACGUGAGGCUCCUCAAGGUGAGAAGCCCGCUAUUGUGAGGACCCACCUGAGGAAUAUGAUCAUUGUACCCGAGAUGAUAGGAAGUGUUCUCGGUGUGUACAAUGGAAAGACAUUUAACCCAGUUGAAAUCAAGCCUGAGAUGAUUGGCCACUAUCUUGCCGAGUUCUCGAUCUCGUACAAGCCUGUUAAGCACGGUAGACCUGGUAUUGGAGCCACCCACUCUUCAAGGUUCAUUCCUCUUAAGUGAGAAGUGUGCGAUCAAUCUCGGUAAUACAUGGAGAAGGAAGAAUCAUCGGGUUUUGAUUUUUUAUUCCUUCUUUUAUGGUUGGUUUAUGUUUUUUUUUGUUGGAUGUUGAAAUUUUGAUCAAGAGAUUCUAUACAUUUGGAACUCUAAUUGCAGAUGUUAGUUUUAUGGAUUUGUGUCUUUGUUUGAACUAAUGUUUAUGGUGUACACUCUUUUUGGUGUUUACUUGUAUCGAAAUUCAUUUGGUUAUUCACAUGGUUAUGAUUUUUUGUU
Messenger RNA from Erythranthe guttata (spotted monkey flower), 836 nucleotides. RefSeq names its product small ribosomal subunit protein uS19u. Gene Ontology annotation, biological process: ribosomal small subunit assembly; translation. Gene Ontology annotation, molecular function: RNA binding; structural constituent of ribosome. NCBI's taxonomy places the organism in Eukaryota, Viridiplantae, Streptophyta, Magnoliopsida, Lamiales, Phrymaceae. The record is from RefSeq and is a predicted model, not a curated record. Gene Ontology annotation, cellular component: cytosolic small ribosomal subunit; ribosome.